AUGUUCGGACGAUUGGGCUCGUUUUGGGAUGGAACUCUGAGGCUCUGCACGGCAGGAGCGCGCUGCCGGGGCGGGAUGUGCGCCCAUCAUGUCGACGGGUGCGGCAGGGAGAGUGGAAAGGAAGAAGAAGAAGAAGAAGAAGAAGGAGAAGAACUAGAGAGCGAGGCGGGCAUGACACAGACGGGCGGCAUGUCGAUCGUCCUUCUAGAAGCAGGCCGGAGAGUCGGCGUGUCCGGGAGUGUCGAGACGCCAAAGACGUCACAGCCGGAGGGUGCUCGACCAAGGACGGAGAACUGA
Messenger RNA from Gaeumannomyces tritici R3-111a-1, 297 nucleotides. RefSeq lists its product as hypothetical. The transcript has a single exon. The record is from RefSeq and is a predicted model, not a curated record. NCBI's taxonomy places the organism in Eukaryota, Fungi, Ascomycota, Sordariomycetes, Magnaporthales, Magnaporthaceae. Bases 1 to 297 code for a protein of 98 amino acids.